Penicillium oxalicum is the source of this 1050-nucleotide messenger RNA. Its product is annotated as adenosine kinase. The coding region runs from base 1 to 1050 and encodes 349 amino acids. The record is from RefSeq and is a predicted model, not a curated record. Gene Ontology annotation, biological process: purine ribonucleoside salvage. Gene Ontology annotation, cellular component: nucleus; cytosol. Lineage: Eukaryota; Fungi; Ascomycota; Eurotiomycetes; Eurotiales; Aspergillaceae. The transcript is spliced from 7 exons. Gene Ontology annotation, molecular function: adenosine kinase activity.
AUGGCUGCUGCUAAGGGAUAUGCUCUGUUGUGCUUGGAGAACCCUCUCCUUGACAUCCAGGCUCAAGGUGAUGCCGCUCUUCUUGAGAAGUAUGGCUUGAAGGCCAACGAUGCCAUUCUCGCCGAAGAGAAGCACAUGGAUAUCUACGAGGACCUUCUCUCUCGCGAUGCCAAGCUGAUUCCCGGCGGUGCUGCUCAGAACACUGCUCGUGGUGCCCAGUACAUGCUCCCCGAGGAGUCGGUUGUCUACAUUGGUUGCAUUGGCAAGGACAAGUACGGAGAGAUCCUCAAGAAGACCUGCGAGGAGGCUGGCGUUCACACCGAGUAUCGGGUGGAUGAGUCUCAACCCACCGGCAAGUGUGGUGUUGUCAUCACUGGCCACAACCGCAGCAUGUGCACUCACCUUGCUGCCGCCAAUGAGUACAAGAUUGAGCACCUGAAGCAGCCUCACGUCUGGUCCCUUGUUGAGAAGGCCCAGUUCUACUAUGUUGGUGGCUACCACUUGACUGUCUGCGUUCCUGCCAUCCAGGCUCUUGGUGAGGAGGCUGCCGCGAAGAAUAAGGUCUUCAUGCUGUCUCUGUCUGCUCCUUUCAUUCCCCAGUUCUUCAAGGAGCAGCUGGACAGUGUUCUGCCCUACACUGACUACACCUUCUGCAACGAGGAUGAGGCUCGUGCCUACGCCGCCAGCCACGAGUGGGGUACCGAGGAUGUGGUCGAGAUUGCCAAGAAGCUCGCUCUCCUGCCCAAGAAGAACACUCAGCGCCCUCGCGUUGCCAUCGUCACGCAGGGCACCCUGCCCACCAUCGUCGGCGUUGCCUCUGCCGACGGCAAGGUCGAGGUCAAGGAGUUCAAGGUUCACGAGAUCUCCAAGGACGCCAUCGUUGACACCAACGGUGCUGGUGACGCCUUUGCCGGUGGUUUCUGCGCCGGUGUUGUCUCUGGCAAGUCCCUCGACGAGAGCAUUGACAUGGGUCAGUGGCUUGCCAGCAAGGGCAUCCAGGAGCUUGGACCCUCCUACCCCUCCCCCAAGCAGACCUACUCUCGUUCCUAA